GGUCCAUCUGUGACGGUGAUUAGUGGAGGGGUGUGCAUGCGAAUGUUGUGUGGCGCGCAAUUUUGGUAGCAGGAGAAGCUCAUUUAAAACGUAUCUAGCUCGUGAGUAUACAUUUUAAUGCCAAGCUUGAGAGUAAACUGCAGGCUAGGAAUUACUUUUACUAUUCUGGAUAGUUAGCUAACUUUUGUCGACACUAACGAACGACGUGUUUUAGGUAGCUAAUAGCUAAAGAACUGGACAGAUACUGUACAGUAUGGUGAUUACGUUUUUAAAACGGAUGAACCAUGGACACUUUGAAGCGAAAUCCCCGAGUUUUGAUGUUCCAAAAAGCAGUGAGCUACAGUACACUAGGGUGAGACUUCAGUAUUCUGUUAGUUGGAGAGUCUCCAUGCGUUCCCUGAAGCCUCUCAGACAUGGCAAGAAGCACCAGGAAACUGUUAACCACAGCGAUGCUGCCCUUCAGGCGAGGAUGACAGGGAGACAGCAGACUAGGCUGGACACCAGGCUGGAGGACUCCAUCACAGACAAUGGAUUAGACUUGGACAUCAUUGACUGCAUCGACAAGCACCACUACAAGCACCCAGUGAUAGAUUUAGAGUUGCCCGAGCAGCAAGAGGUCGGUGCAGACUCUGAUGGAGAAUCUGACGCAGACUCCUGCUGCUCAUUGGACAGCAAAGCCUCAGGCCCCUCCUACCCCUGGGAUCAAGCCUCUCUUCUGGAGCCAACUGUCCAUCCUGACCUGUGUUCUGGCUGUCAGAAGCUGUUCAGAGAAGCCAAGAAGAGCAAGACCCAGCGAGACGCUUUCCCGAUAACUGUUCCUUCAGACUUGUCAUGUGACCAGUGGGUGCUGAAGAAACCAUGGAGACCAAGAAGACUUCCAAACACAAAAGGGAGACUUUGGACCCAUGUGGGUCGUAUCAGGAAGAGACAGCAGAACGAGGGGAACAGGAAGCAGAUUGAAGCUAGCCAGCUCACCUGCUCAAGACCACACAUCUUCCUGCAGAGGAUCCUGAGGGGCUGUGUCAGGCAGGCUGUGAGCAGUGGAAGGAGAAGGGGUAAAAGAAAGAGGAGGCUCCACAGCUCUGAUCGUAGUGCCCAUGUUGCCAAGCAGCACCGUCUGGACUGUGACCCAGGUUCUCAGAACGACAGUCAUUCAGACAACCCGGAGCAAGGUGACAGCGACGUGCUCAUCUUGGAUGUCGUUCCCAAAUCGGUCACCAUGGAAACCCCCCCGUCGCCGGUUAGGGAGCCCAAGCCGGAGGUGCGGAGGAAGAAGGGCAGUUUCAGAGACUUGCUGGCUCAGCUUAGCUGCAACCGCAGUAUCAUCGUUCAGGAAGCACCCAUGUGACGUCCGCAUGAAUAUACCUUAUUUAAAAUGAAGUGUUGUUUAUGAAUUUCCACAUCUUGGUGUGUGGCAUGCCUUUUGUAAACUUGUUAUUUAUUACUUUCUAAAAUAAAUAUGAAGAAUGAACUUCAA
Molecule: messenger RNA, 1477 nt
Organism: Osmerus eperlanus (European smelt)
Lineage: Eukaryota; Metazoa; Chordata; Actinopteri; Osmeriformes; Osmeridae
Exons: 6
Coding region: 254-1348 (364 amino acids)
Source: RefSeq, a predicted model, not a curated record